Hypanus sabinus (Atlantic stingray) is the source of this 2567-nucleotide messenger RNA. RefSeq lists its product as uncharacterized. The coding region runs from base 24 to 2201 and encodes 725 amino acids. The transcript has 14 exons. The record is from RefSeq and is a predicted model, not a curated record. Lineage: Eukaryota; Metazoa; Chordata; Chondrichthyes; Myliobatiformes; Dasyatidae.
ACCACAGUUCAGUGCCCUACAAGAUGAAAGAGAAUUAUAGAUUUCAGUCCCUGUUCUUCGUUGGUCUACCUGAUCUUCGAAAAUUAUGUAGCUUAACUGUGGUUUUAAAUUGUGAUGAUGCUGAUGCAAAAAGUUUGCAGACUAUAACAUGCAGGGAAUUGCUAUUUCUUUAUCCAGACAUUCUUGUUGCUCCGGGAGAACAUAAAGAAAUUAUUGUAAUUAUGCCUAUAGCAUUUUACAGGAGUGGAAAUAUUCAGGCAUUUGCUCAAAAACACAGAAGAAAGGCAGAUAUACCACAAAGAGUGAUUCCUGCAGUCCUGCAGAUAUGCUUGUCCUUUACUUUGGUGGCGAGGCUUUCUCCCAGCUGGAACAAAGCAGGACACUUACUGAUUCAUGGGAAGGACUUUUUGAGGAAUGAAGGAAGACAGAAUGCAGUUGUUAUGGAGUUGAAUGUCUCAGAGACCCAAGUGUGCAUUAGUGUGGAAGCUUCUACUAUUCGAUUGCCACUGGCUAAGAUUGAAGAUUUUGACAUAACAACAGGAGUACUGAAGAAUUUCCACAACAAAAGGAUUGCUAUAAUUCCAAAACAUUUUAUUGCAAGUAAUUGGUGCUAUGUGCUUCCCAGUAUGAAGAAGGGGCAAAUUGUCAGCAUCGGCCAUGAGAUUCCACCAGACUGUCCUUUUCGGUCUUAUGGAGAUUUUCAGAAACAUUGGAAAAACAUGUAUGGCUAUAAUCUCCCAGAGAUUAAUAGUGACAUGGCUCUUUACUAUACUGUAUACUUCAAGUUAAUUGGAGAGAAGCUGUUUACUUACCCUUUUUGUUGUAUUAGAAGUGAACCUGUUCAGUUUUACCCAAGAGUGGACUUGGAAUCAGUAGUAACUACAUUCUUUUCUGACUUAAAAAUAACAUUCUCUAGUCUCUGUGGAUUGCCAAUAAAAAUAACCAGCAAACCCUACUAUGCUACCAAUGAACUCAGUGUUUCUCAGGCAGUUCAGGCAAGGCCUCCAAACCUAACAACUAAGCCUACCUUCAAGAACAGCUUAACACGAAUUCCAGCUGCCAAAGUAACCAUCAGUAAAACCUCUUCUAUUUAUUCAAUUAACGGAAGUCAAAAGACCACAGUUUUAGACAAUGAGCAGAAAUUAGAUAUAAAAGCAAGUUUAGAUGCAGCAUCAAUACAUGCUACUGGACUAUGUGAAAGUAUAUUCAAAUCAACAGAGAAACCUGAAGUGGUUUUCCAGAAUUUGCAAAAAGGAACAAUUCAGGUUGCUGGGUCAGUCACGUACCAACAGAUGGAAAUGCAUUCUAGUUCAACUAACCAGGCUUCCAGGAUUAUACCCAUAUUUAAAAACAGGCUCCUGAAACAAGGUAAUUCCUUAAGUUCAAGAAUUAAUGAGAAGAAAACUAAGCAAAAUGAAAAUUCCAAAAAGACAUCAAAUUUAUCAAAUGCUAAUAUAAAUAGAAAAACUCCAAUGAAUGUACAAGAGAGGGAAUGCAGUAAUGAAAAAGUGGACUUGUUUGACAAAGCCCAAAAGCGAAAGACAAAUACAUAUACAAAUGUAACAACACCAACAAUUACACAGGUACAGAAUUCAAGUUCAGAUUCCAUGGUAAACAUGUGCAAGGAUACUUUGCUUCUCAAGUCAAAUCCAAGAAUGCUAAAAUCUGGAGAUACAACACUUAAAGCAUUUAGAAAUAUCCAAGAUCAGAGCAAUAUAAAUACACAAUUUGGAGGUAAAAGAACACCAGGUCCUACAACCUUUGAUCACGUAUGUACAAAGUGGAUUCAUAACCUACUGGGAAAUGAACAAAAACAAGUAUCUGGUGUAUUUGAUAUAAAGAAGCAAGAAAAACAAACAAAUGUUCAACAGCUCAGUUCAAAGUCUCUGACAGCAUUGAAUUAUCCUGAUAAAGGAACAGAAAAAAGGAAAUGUGAAGAGAAAGUAUCCGAUUCAAAACCUAAGAAAACCAAGACCAAGCCAGUUAUCCAGGAUGUUGAUGUGGAAAAGCAUGCAAAAAAUGAUCAGCUGUUUAAAGUAAAUAGUGCUACUCUCCAAUCCUGGCUAAAGUGUCGUGGUGUUUCUGUGAGAACAAGGGACAAAAAGGAGCAGCUGGUUUCCAAAAUUAUGGAAUUCAUCAAAGGUCCACAGAAUGAAUUUGGAAAUAUCUGUCCAGUAGAUGCUCUACAUAGGGUAGAAUAGUAUAAGUUAUAUAUUUCGUUCAUUUCUGACUGUCAGUAAGUUUUAGCAUAUGCUACUUGUCCUACUGUUGGCUUUUAUAUCCAGUUGCCAUCUAAUUUAUUCAGAAUUUGACAAAAGUAGUUAAUAAAUUAAUGUUAUCUGGCAAUAAGUAAGGUAUUCAGUGACUUUGUACCCAGUUAUAGUAACUAUUGUGCAAUUCAUUGGUAAUCAUUCUCUAAUCUUUAUUGUUAAGUUUGAUUAAUAGGAAUGGUGCCAAGCCAAUGAAAACUCUCAUAGGCUCUCAUAUUGUUAAGUAAUUAACAAACUUAUGGUUGUUAUGGUGAUGCACAUAGAAAUGGUUGUAGGUAUAAUUUGAUAUGUUUUCAA